Messenger RNA from Acanthamoeba castellanii str. Neff, 2286 nucleotides. RefSeq names its product Metallophosphoesterase. The coding region runs from base 1 to 2286 and encodes 761 amino acids. The record is from RefSeq and is a predicted model, not a curated record. NCBI's taxonomy places the organism in Eukaryota, Discosea, Longamoebia, Acanthamoebidae. The transcript has 9 exons. Gene Ontology annotation, molecular function: metal ion binding; acid phosphatase activity.
AUGGUGGACAUUCCACUGUUCGAUGGCCCCUCGUUUCGCGAGAUCGUGCUCAUCGUGGGCUUCGUCGUGGGGAUCGCAAUCACCCUGGCCCUCACCCUCACCACCCUCAUCGGCUGCUGCGUGUGGCGCUGCUGCGUGUGCUGCCAGCGACGCCGCCGCAAGAAGGAGGUCCUCCAGCAGCGAGUCCUCGACGCGUCGGGCGGCCCACCCAGCGGCGGCGCCAGCGAGCAGCGCGUCUACCACCCGGUCGGGGCCGACAUGCGAGCCCGCGCCCUGCUCGACAUCGAGGAGGAGGAGCGCGGGCAGAAGGUGAGCCGCGUCACGUGGGUACUCGUCUACGUCGUGGUGUGGACCUGGCUCUUCUUCCUCGGCGCCGGCCCGCUGUUCUGGCUCGUCGUGAUGGACUACCUGCCCUGGUGGGCCGGCUGGCUCUGCGCCACGGCCCUGCUCUGGCUCGGCUGGUUCUUCUUCUUCCCGCUCUACGGCACUACGGCCGCCGGGCACCACGACGUGGUCAGGCUUGACCGGCGCAGCAGCCUGCGCGACAGCGGCUACGUGCUGGUCGAAGACGACGACGGCUACGGCGACACCCGCAUGCUCUCGAUCAACCCGGCCACGGCCCAGCGCGCUGACUUUCACGGUACCAACGGCACCGGCGGCGGCGGCGGCGAUGGCGACCACCGGACGACGCGGCGCGGCAGUCGCAAUCCGAUCAAGCUCACGGGUCGUCUGCUCCGCGAGCGCGUGCGACGCGUGCGCCGACGACCGUUCGUGUUCGUCGGCGGGCUGCUCUUCUGGCUCGUGCUGAUCUUCUCGCUCACGUUCGUCUUCGAGGGCAUGUGCAUCGGCGAAUACCCGAUCUCCAUCGACUUCCGGCUGGUGCGACAGCUGCAGUCGUCGACGUGUUCGGGCGACGCGCCGUGUCAUGUCUACCUCACAUUCCCGCCCGGCAACAUGUCAUCGUCGAUCAUCGUCCACUUCCACGCCUCUGAUCUCGCGCCCUCCUGCGCGUCCACAGUCUACUACGACACCCAAUCGCGCAAGAAUGGAACGCUGGCCGACUAUCGGUUCAAUACGACGGGGACCCACUUCAAGUACGAGACGAAGGACUUCACGCGGUACAUCCACUGGGUGCGGAUCGACACGCUGGAGCCCGACACGGUGUACUUCUUCCGCGCGGGCUGCGGCGCCCACCCGCAGCUCUUCAGCCCCGAGAAGCGCUUCUUGUCGGCGCCCGGCCCCGACGCGAACAACUUCACGUUCAUCACGGGCGGCGACAUGGGCACGUCGGACGAGACCCGCACGAUCGAGAUCACGGCGGCGCAGCUCGACCCCCGAUUCGCCAUUCUGGGCGGGGACCUCGCCUACGCCAACGCGCUGCCCACGUGCUACCGCGUGUGGGACAAGUGGUUCGAUAUGUGGGAGGAAAACAUGAUCACCCGCGAUGGUAAUGUAAUCCCUCUGGUGGCGAUCGUGGGCAAUCACGAGACCGGCGGCGGCUCCUCGCUGCACCAGUCCGUGUCCGACAUCCCCUUCUUCUUCCGGUACUUCCACAUGUACCCGGGCGACGAGGCCGUCAAGCAGGAGCAGCGCCAGCGCAAGGAAGAGGCCCAGAUCCGGGUGUCGGCAGCGGAGCAGGCGUCGAUCGAGGCCUCCUCCACUUCGGGUGAUCUGUUGCCCGUCAUCGAGGCGGACCAGCAGCAGCGCCUGCAGCAGCGGCCGGCGUUGAGCGACGCGGACCUGCAGCGACUGCCCAACGUCUACCUUACCGACGCGUGGGACACCACCUACCACCACCACUUCCUCGGCGACCACCUCUUCCUCACGCUCGACAGCGGCAUGUUCCUCGACGUCCAGGGAGACCAAACGGCGUGGUUGAGGGAGCGGCUCGAUUCGUGGAACGCGACGCGCAACCAAUCUGUCGAUGUGCGGCAAGGUCACAUCAUGGCCAUCUACCACGGGGUCGACGUGUGGCAGAAUGACAUGCGCAAGUUCUGGGAGCCGCUGUUCGACGCCUACCAUGUGGCUGUGGGGUUCGAGAACCACUCGCACCGCUACGGGCGCGCGCACACGCUCAAGGCCGGCAAGGUGGACCCGACGGGCACGCUCUACCUGGGCGGCGGCAGCUUCGGCGUGCCGCCGUCGGCCAACAACGGCAACCCCUGGUACAUGGUCAACGUCUAUCAGAAGCGACACUUCCUCCACGUCAACGUGACGCCCUAUGAAAUCUUCAUCGAUGUGAUCGACGAGCACGGAGACAUCUUCGACCGCGUCUCCGCGCGCUGA